Eurypyga helias (sunbittern) is the source of this 2047-nucleotide messenger RNA. Its product is annotated as LIM and calponin homology domains-containing protein 1-like. The record is from RefSeq and is a predicted model, not a curated record. Lineage: Eukaryota; Metazoa; Chordata; Aves; Eurypygiformes; Eurypygidae. The transcript is spliced from 13 exons. Gene Ontology annotation, biological process: positive regulation of stress fiber assembly; regulation of focal adhesion assembly. The coding region runs from base 1 to 1329 and encodes 442 amino acids. Gene Ontology annotation, molecular function: myosin II head/neck binding. Gene Ontology annotation, cellular component: stress fiber.
AUGCAUCUUAUCUACUGCCUGCUGUUAUACGGAGUUCAUGGGUUCUUCCUGUUGUUCGUUUUUAAUAAUGGGUCUAUCGAAGGUCAGCUUGGUAUGGGUUCACGUCAAAAGCAAUUCAAGUCAACUGCAGCUUGUGCCAGUCCUGUUGUGAAGAGAUUAGAAUUUCUUCCCAGCCCCGUCCCUUCAGAGGAAGCUGCUUCAAACGAGAAGGAUGUGAAGAAACCUGAAAUGGAGCAGCAGAAGGAAGCAGAUCUCCCUGCUACACUGGAGGUGAUGAAACCAAAAAACCUGGAACAAGAGGGGAGUAUAGUAUUGCCAUUUUUAAAGAAACUACCCGAGACCAGCCAAGUUACUCUGCAGAAUUCUGGUCUACAAGAAGAAGAGCGGAAGCGCCAGGAAAGGUGGCAGCAUGAGCAAGAACGCUUGCUUCAGGAGAAGUAUCAGAAGGAGCAGGACAAGCUGAAAGAGGAAUGGGAAAAAGCCCAGAGAGAAGUUGAAGAGGAGGAGCGUAGAUACUACGAGGAGGAACGUAAGAUAAUUGAGGAUACUGUAGUUCCAUUCAUUGUUUCUUCAAACUCUGCUGAGCUCCUCUCCUCUUCUUCCUCUACCACUGAAGGAAACAAGACAGCAAACACACCUGAUUCAAACAGCUCUCCAGAGGAAGGCAAACAUAAAGAAGUUACAAGGCAGAAAAAGCUGCUCUGGGAGCAGGACACUCUGCCGUCUCUGAAGAGCAAGGAAAAUGAACUCUGGCAAGAAAAGAGGAGUGGAAAUAAAGUGCUCUCAGGAUGCCCGGAAACAGGUAUCUUGAAAGGAGGUGACCAGGAGCACCAGAUGCCAGUGACGGAGCGCAGCUCGCCUGCCAGACUGAAUCUGCCAUUGACUCAGGACAUCUCCUGGAGUCAGCAGUUGCUGACAAAGCAGUCCCCACAUCGUGCAGAGGACAUUCGGCAGAGACCGUUCCUGGGCCAGAGCGCGGGACAACAGCCGAGCUCCGCAGGAGAAACGAGGAGGGCAGGCUAUCAUGAGAACUUCCGAUCCGGGCCAUCAUCUCCCUGCUCUCCUGCUGCUCCAAGUCAGUCACCCAACAGGUCUGUCAGCGGAAAGAAGCUUUGUUCUACCUGUGGGCUUCCUCUUGGAAAAGGAGCUGCCAUGAUUAUUGAAACGCUUAGUCUUUAUUUCCAUAUCCAGUGCUUCAGGUGUGGCAUUUGCAAGGGACAGCUGGGAGAUGCAGCAAGUGGGACAGAUGUCAGGAUUAGAAAUGGUCUUCUUAACUGCAAUGAUUGCUAUAUCCGAUCCAGAACUGCUGGACAGCCAACUACAUUGUGACAUGACUUUCAGUCCCAAUGAUUGUCAAGAAGGAACUCUCUUCGCGUACGUAUCGGCUGCCUCCAGACAAUCACUUGUAAGAGCUUGAAUCCAUGGACAUCAUGGCGCUCAUCUCAUUUUGAAAAACUCAUAAAAGCGCUGCACCUGCUCCUUUAAAAUGCAAUAUGUUGGUUUUUUCCCUUUCAUAAGAAAUUUGCAAAAUAUGUAUGUCCAUGUUUGGGAAGGCAAAGCCUAAGUUCUAUAACAAAAAAAAAAAAUCCCACCUUUCAGGUAUGUUUAUGGUCUCCGGCCUGUUACCUUGUUCUUUGGAAAGUAAUAAGAAAAUAAACAUGCAAUAAAGCUGUUUUGGUUUAAUGUUUUUAGGAAUUUAAAAGUUUAAGUUUACAGAAACUUUAUAGAAUAUGCCAACUUGAGCUGAGAAGUAAUUUUAAGAUAGUAUCUAAUCAGUGCGUUUGAGAAACUAAACAUCACAGCACGACUUCUCUGUUAUAACUGAAGCUAUAACUUUUUUUAUACAGAGACUAGUUUGAUAAUACACCCUGUAAUUCUGAAGCAUUUUGUGUUUAUAUUACCUUCCGUGGAGGGUAGGUGUUACACAAAUAAAUUAUUGCACCUUUAGUAUUAGGAUUUUUUUGUUGUUGUUUGUGUACCUCAAGUAAUGUUCGUGACUAUAGCUUAAUAUUCUCUCAAAUAAAGAUUUCUUCAUUAAACCUAAAGA